Molecule: messenger RNA, 6570 nt
Organism: Ictalurus furcatus (blue catfish)
Lineage: Eukaryota; Metazoa; Chordata; Actinopteri; Siluriformes; Ictaluridae
Gene: myo5aa
Product: myosin VAa
Exons: 42
Coding region: 725-6382 (1885 amino acids)
Biological process (GO): actin filament organization; vesicle transport along actin filament
Cellular component (GO): cytoplasm; myosin complex; actin cytoskeleton
Molecular function (GO): ATP binding; actin filament binding; microfilament motor activity
Source: RefSeq, a predicted model, not a curated record
CUGUAAGCUACGCAAAGUGGGCGGGGCGAGCCGAGCGACAGUUACAUUCAUGCAAAUGAGCAACAAAGCAAACCCGUAAGAGUGAGUGACGAUGCUGCGUGUCUGUUUUAUCCUUUAACACCUAGUCACGUGUUUUACACGUCCCUUUAUAGCACAGCAAUCUCACAGGUACAAUCUUUGUUUAUUAAAGAACAGUUUUUAUCCGUUUAUUGUUGCAUUUAACGUCGCUAUAGCAGCUUUUACCUCGCCACAAACUCCUCUGUCCUUAAAGUUACAGCUCUGACACUGACACUGGAGACUCCUUCCAUCAAAUAUGAAAGGAACAUCUCGUCCGUUUGUGUCGGGGGUCCGCUGUAACGAGCUGUUGCUAUGGUAACGACAACGUAUCGGAACGAGCGCGUUCAUAUAAAGGGCUGCUGGUACAGAAAAUGAAGCGACACCUUCUGACCAAUCACGAUCCGGAAUUCAGGGUCUGUCCCCCGUGCGAGACGCAAGCGCCCGAUGCGUUUGUGCUUUUAAGAGAUUCGUUACACAAAACAGCUGUCCUGUUUCCUCUCUCAUGUGAUGCUGGAGGAAUCUCGUAGCUCUGGGGGAAGUAGGAGAGGAGCGGAGAUCAUCGGGGAGGAGGAGUUCGAGUCUUUUAACUCGGACGGAGCGGUGUAUAAACACGUCAGGCGUGUGGGAUUACAGACCCGGUCAGGUACACGCACCGAUAUCCUUAAAGAUGAGCCAGGACUUGGAUUAUAUGUUUUAUAAAUAUGCUCGGGUGUGGAUCCCCGACCCUGAGGAAGUGUGGAGGUCAGCAGAGCUCACUAAAGACUACAAACAGGGGGACACAACACUGCACCUGCAGCUCGAAGAUGGCAAGGAUCUGGAGCACAAGCUGGACCCGAAGACUAAAGCCCUGCCUCACCUGCGGAACCCCGACAUCCUGGUGGGAGAAAAUGACCUGACGGCGCUGAGUUACCUUCACGAACCGGCCGUGUUGCACAACCUGAAAGUGCGCUUCAUCGACUCCAAACUCAUCUACACCUACUGCGGUAUUGUGUUGGUGGCCAUUAAUCCGUAUGAAACGUUGCCCAUCUAUGGCACGGAUAUCAUUAACGCUUACAGCGGCCAGAACAUGGGAGACAUGGACCCGCACAUAUUCGCCGUGGCUGAGGAGGCCUACAAGCAGAUGGCCAGAGACGAGAGGAACCAGUCCAUCAUUGUCAGCGGAGAGUCUGGCGCUGGGAAGACGGUUUCCGCCAAAUACGCCAUGCGAUACUUCGCUACGGUGAGCGGCUCAGCCAGCGAGGCCAACGUCGAGGAGAAAGUACUUGCCUCCAACCCUAUCAUGGAGGCCAUAGGAAACGCCAAAACCACCAGGAACGACAACAGCAGCCGCUUUGGGAAGUACAUCGAGAUCGGCUUCGACAAGCGCUACCACAUCAUCGGCGCCAACAUGAGGACGUACCUGCUGGAGAAGUCGCGAGUCGUGUUUCAGGCGGACGACGAGAGGAAUUAUCACAUCUUCUACCAGCUCUGUGCCUCCUACCACCUUCCUGAGUUCAAGAAUCUGAAACUCAGCGGUGCAAAUGAAUUCCACUACACCAAACAGGGCCGAAACCCUGUCAUUGAUGGAGUGGAGGAUGCGAAGGAGAUGUCAACUACCAGGAACGCCUUCACACUGCUGGGCAUUAACGAGUUGUAUCAGAUGGGGCUGUUCCAGGUCCUAGCAGCCAUCUUGCACCUGGGAAAUGUGGAGGUGAAGGACAGAGACGCAGACAGCAGCAUCAUAGCGCCCAAUAAUGGUCACCUGAGCGUGUUCUGUGAUCUGCUGGGCGUGGCCUAUCAGGACAUGGCUCACUGGCUGUGCCAUAAGAAGCUGAAGACGGCGUCUGAGACGUACAUCAAACCGGUUCCCAGAGUGCAGGCCAUGAACUCCAGAGACGCUCUGGCCAAACACAUCUACGCCAAACUGUUCAACUGGAUCGUGGAGCACGUCAACAAGGCGCUGCACUCGUCCGUCAAACAGCACUCGUUCAUCGGCGUGCUCGACAUCUACGGGUUUGAAACCUUCGAGAUUAACAGUUUUGAACAGUUCUGUAUUAACUAUGCUAAUGAGAAACUCCAGCAGCAGUUUAACAUGCACGUGUUUAAGCUGGAGCAGGAGGAGUACAUGAAGGAGCAGAUCCCCUGGACCCUGAUCGAUUUCUACGAUAAUCAGCCGUGCAUUAAUCUGAUCGAGGCUAAGAUGGGCGUGCUCGACCUGUUAGACGAGGAGUGCAGGAUGCCGAGGGGUUCAGAUGACUCGUGGGCUCAGAAGCUCUAUAACACUCAUCUGAAGACGUGUGCACUUUUCGAGAAGCCGCGCAUGUCCAAUAAAGCCUUCAUCAUAAAGCACUUUGCAGACAAGGUGGAGUAUCAGUGUGAGGGAUUUUUGGAGAAAAACAAGGACACAGUGAAUGAAGAGCAGAUUAAUGUUCUGAAGGCCAGUAAGUUUGACCUGCUGGUGGAGCUCUUCCAGGAUGAGGAUAAAGUUACCAGCCCUACAGGAAGUGGUCCUCCCCCCGGGGGGCGCACUCGCCUGAGCAUCAAACCAGACAAGGGCAAACCGGACCAGGCCAGCAAGGAGCACAAGAAGACCGUGGGCCUGCAGUUCCGUAACUCUCUCCAGCUGCUGAUGGAGACGCUAAACGCCACGACGCCACACUACGUCCGCUGCAUCAAACCCAACGACCACAAAUACGCCUUCACGUUUGACCCGAAGCGGGCGGUGCAGCAGCUGAGGGCGUGUGGAGUCCUCGAGACCAUCCGCAUCUCCGCUGCAGGAUUUCCGUCCAGGUGGACCUAUCAGGAGUUCUUCAGCCGUUAUCGCGUGUUGAUGAAGCAGAAAGAUGUCCAGGCUGAUAGGAAAAUGACCUGCAGGAACGUUCUGGAGAAACUGGUGCAGGAUCAGGAUAAGUACCAGUUUGGGAAGACGAAGAUCUUUUUCCGAGCAGGUCAGGUGGCGUACCUGGAGAAACUCCGGGCCGAUAAACUCCGAGCAGCCUGCAUCCGCAUCCAGAAAACCAUCCGCUGCUGGCUGGAGCGCAAGAAGUACCUGCGCAUGAAACGAGCCGCCAUCGUCAUCCAGAGAUACGUCCGAGGAUACCAGGCCCGAUGCCUGGCGAAGUUUCUGCGCCGCACCCGAGCCGCCAUCGUCAUCCAGAAGUACCAGCGCAUGUACGUACAGAGAACCAGCUACAGGCGCAAACGCAACGCCGCCCUCGCCAUGCAGUGUAUCCUCCGAGCAUACAUGGCCCGACAGCAGUACAAAGCGCUGCUGCGAGAGCACAAAGCCAUCAUCAUCCAGAAGAUGGUGCGCGGCUGGUUGGCGCGUCAGUGGUAUAAGCGCUCUCUGGAGGCGGUGGUCUACCUGCAGUGCUGCGUGCGGCGCAUGAGGGCCAAGCGCGAGCUCAAGAAGCUGAAGAUCGAAGCGCGCUCCGUCGAGCACUACAAAAAACUCAACAUCGGCAUGGAGAACAAGAUCAUGCAGCUUCAGCGCAGAGUCGACGAGCAGAAUAAGGAGAACCGGGUUCUGGGUGAACGUCUGAACAAUUUGGAGAGCGCCCACACCACCGAGAGCGAGCGUCUGCGCCGGGACCUGACUCGUUUACGCGGCGUGGAGGAGGAGGCGAAGAACAGCGCUAACCGAGUGACCACGCUACAGGAGGAGCUGGAGAAACUGCGCAAAGAUCUACAGACCACGCAGAAGGAGAAGAAGGCCAUUGAGGACUGGGCGCAGACCUACCAGGACGAGAUGGAGAAGAUGAUCUCAGAGUUAAAGGAACAGAAUGAUCUGUUGAAGAACGAGAAGGACGACCUGAACCGUCUGAUCCAGGAGCAGAGCCAACAAUGGACAGAGAGGAUGCAGAGGGCUCUGAAGGAGGAGACGGCUCAGCUGGAGAGCGAUUUAAACGAGGAGAGAUCACGAUAUCAGAACCUCCUCACCGAGCACCUGAGACUGGAGGAGAAAUACGACGACCUCAAGGAGGAGAUCUCACUCGGCACGAACGUCCCCAAACCGGGCCACAGGAGAACCGACUCCACACACAGCAGCAACGAGUCCGAAUACACCUACAACUCCGAGUUCGCCGAAUCCGAGGAGGGAGCGCGAGGAGCCGAGGACGUGACCAAAGGAGCAGCGUUGGACAUGGCUCUGUUCCUGAAGCUGCAGAAGCGAGUGACGGAGCUCGAGCAGGAGAAACAGGGCCUGCAGAACGAACUGGACCGAAAAGAGGAGCAGUUUCAGCGGGCUAGAGCCAGGGACGAUGAAGAGCAUAAGAAGGCUCGCGGCGCUGAACUGGAGUAUGAAUCUCUUAAGCGUCAGGAGCUGGAGUCGGAGAAUAAGAAGCUGAGACACAACCUGAACGAGAUGCGUCAGACUCUGGCGGGGAAAGACGGCUCCAUGUCGGCCUACAAGGUCCUGAUGGAGCAGUUAAACUCCUCCAACGAGGAGCUGGAGGUCCGGAAGGAGGAGGUGCUCAUCCUGCGCUCACAACUCGUCAGCCAGAAAGAAGCCAUGCAGCACAAGGAGACCAUGACCGAGCCGCUGCACUAUGUGGAGGAUGUUCACAAACUCACAGAUGCUAAAGAGAUCUCUCAGGCUUACAUGGGCCUCAAGGAUACCAACAGAUCCCCCAGGUUUCAGCGCAAGCCGUUCGCAGUGAGCGAGUUGGUCAGUAGGCUGAGAUCCCCUCUCCCUGACAUGCGUAAGCUGAAUGAGGAUGGAGAGCUGUGGCUGGUGUAUGAGGGCUUGAAGGAGACCAACAGGUUGUUGGAGUCUCAGCUGCAGGCUCAACGGCGCUCCCAUGAGGCCGAGCUGGAAGCGCUGCGUGGUGAACUGCACUGUGUGAAGGAGGAGAACCAGAGACAGCAGCAGCUCCUCACACAGAACCUGCAGCUUCCUCCUGAGGCUCGCAUCGAGGCCAGUCUACAGCACGAGAUCACACGCCUCACCAACGAGAACCUGGACUGUCUACUUGAGAAUCCAAAGAGCUACAGAAUCAACAUGCUGCGCAGGAUAAUUGACCUCAUGGAACAGCUGGAGAAACAGGACAAGACGGUUCGCAAGCUGAAGAAGCAGCUCAAAGUGUUCGCCAAGAAGAUCACCGACCUGGAAGGUGGUCAGGUGGAGAACGUGUCUCCGGGUCAGAUGGCCGACGAGCCGAUCCGUCCGGUCAGCAUUCCACGCCGAGAGAAAGACUUCCAGGGAAUGUUGGAGUACAAGAAGGAGGACGAACUCAAGCUGGUCAAGAACCUCAUCCUGGAAUUAAAGCCUCGCGGCGUGGCAGUGAACAUGCUGCCCGGUUUGCCUGCGUACAUCCUCUUCAUGUGUCUACGACACGCCGACUACGUCAACGACGACCAGAAAGUCCGAGCGCUGCUCACCUCCAUCAUCAACAGCAUCAAGAAGAUCCUCAAAAAGCGAGGUGAUGACUUUGAGACCGUUUCGUUCUGGUUGGCGAACACAUGCCGCUUCCUGCACUGUCUGAAACAGUACAGCGGAGACGAGCAAUUUAUGAAGUAUAACAGUCCGAAGCAGAAUGAUCACUGUCUGUCCAACUUUGAUCUGGCUGAGUAUCGGCAGGUUCUCAGUGAUCUGGCCAUUCAGAUUUACCAACAGCUCAUCAAGUGUAUGGAGAAUAUCCUGCAGCCCAUGAUCGUCUCCGGGAUGCUAGAGCACGAGACCAUCCAGGGUGUGUCAGGCGUGAAGCCCACCGGUCUGCGCAAGAGGACGUCCAGCGUAGCUGAUGAGGGAACGUUCACGCUCGACUCCAUCAUCCGCCAGCUCAACUCCUUCCACGGUAUCAUGUGUCAGCAUGGCAACGACCCCGAGCUCAUUAAGCAGGUCGUUAAGCAGCAGUUCUACAUCAUCGGCGCGGUCACACUCAACAACCUGCUGCUGCGCAAAGAUAUGUGCUCCUGGAGCAAGGGCAUGCAGAUCAGGUACAAUGUGAGCCAGUUGGAGGAGUGGUUGAGGGAGAAGAACCUGAUGGUUUGUGGUGCGAAGGAGACGCUGGAGCCACUGAUUCAGGCAGCGCAGUUACUCCAGGUCAAGAAGAAGACAGAUGAGGACGCUGAGGCCAUCUGCUCCAUGUGUAACUCACUGAGUACUGCUCAGAUUGUCAAGGUGUUGAACCUGUACACUCCUGUCAACGCCUUUGAAGAGAGAGUGUCCGUAACGUUCAUACGAACCAUACAGAAUCGCCUGAGGGAUCGUAAGGAGUCUCCUCAACUCCUCCUCGACACAAAGAUCAUCUACCCCGUGACGUUCCCCUUCAACCCGUCCUCCCUCGCCCUGGACAGCAUCCAGCUCCCGUCCAGCCUCAACCUGGCAUUCCUCACUCGCGUCUAAGACCUGCCGAUCAUUCCUCCUCAGCCAAUCACGUCAGGCACCGCGAUAACAAGGAAAUGACGUACGGACUAAAAGCGUCUACACACAUCCUCAUUGAGAACGAACGAACCAAUCCGGUGGUACAGACUCGGUGUAAUGUCACGCACACCCAAGCGCACACGCACACCAUCAAACACAAAUGGGGAUGU